Molecule: messenger RNA, 549 nt
Organism: Pistacia vera
Lineage: Eukaryota; Viridiplantae; Streptophyta; Magnoliopsida; Sapindales; Anacardiaceae
Exons: 4
Coding region: 1-549 (182 amino acids)
Source: RefSeq, a predicted model, not a curated record
AUGGGAAGAGCUGGAGCUCUUAUUUGUCUAAUAAUAGUUGCAGUUGAUGUUGUUGCUGGUACUUUUGGGAUCAAAGCGGAAAUAAAUUCAAAAAAGGUAACACAUAUGAGGCUGAGGAGUUCUUCAAAUUAUGGGUGUAAAGAGCGGAGCCAUGAAGCGUUUAAACUGGGAUUAGUUGCGGCAACGCUGCAAGCUAUCUCUCACAUUGCUGCUAAUUUGCUGGGUGGAUGCAUGUGCAUUUGCUGCACGGAGGAGCUUGAAAGAUCGGCUUCCAACAGGCAGUUAUGGUUCGCUUGUCUCAUCCUCUCGUGGAUUGUGGUAGCUAUCGGAUUCCCUAUGUUGAUCAUAGGGAUGUUAGAGAACUCAAAAUCAGAAGGAUCAUGUGGGAUAAUCCAUAGCCAUUUUUUGUUGACUGGUGGGUUAUUAUGCUUUGUUCAUGGAUUCUUCUGCAUUGCACUCUAUGUUUCUGCAGCUGUCAGCUUUGGACAUGAAAGCAAUGGUGGUGAUGGUUAUGAUGAUGAUGAUGGUGAUGAUGGUGAUGAAUUUUGA